This is a messenger RNA of Sorghum bicolor (sorghum), 3011 nucleotides long. Its product is annotated as monodehydroascorbate reductase 4, peroxisomal. Gene Ontology annotation, molecular function: oxidoreductase activity, acting on NAD(P)H; flavin adenine dinucleotide binding. The transcript is spliced from 13 exons. Gene Ontology annotation, cellular component: cytoplasm. The record is from RefSeq and is a predicted model, not a curated record. Bases 216 to 2858 code for a protein of 880 amino acids. NCBI's taxonomy places the organism in Eukaryota, Viridiplantae, Streptophyta, Magnoliopsida, Poales, Poaceae.
CUGCAUCGUGACUAGUGAGGCGAAGAGAGAGUGCCAAGAAACCAAAGCGAAGAAGAUAACGGGGUGGGACCCGCAGGGCCGCAGCAAGAGCCAAGAGGAGGAGGAGAGAGGCAGCAAGGCAAAGGCAACGCGCCGUCAUCUCCUGAGGUCAGAGACCUUCUCGAGUACUACAGUCAUGGCCCGCCGCAUCUAAGAGGCAGCAAGAAGGGGGGCGGAUGGGGCGCGCGUUCGUGUACGUGAUCCUGGGCGGCGGCGUGGCCGCGGGCUACGCCGUGCUCGAGUUCGCCCGCCGCGGAGGGUACUCUCGCGGAGAGCUCUGCAUCAUCUCCGAAGAGGCCGUUGCUCCUUAUGAACGUCCUGCACUAAGCAAAGGCUAUUUACUCCCAGAAGGUGCUGCUCGCCUUCCAGGAUUUCAUACUUGCGUUGGUGCUAAUGAUGAAUUAUUGACAACAAAAUGGUACAAAGAACAAGGCAUUGAAUUAGUUCUUGGAACAAAAGUAAUUUCUGCUGAUGUGAGGCGCAAGACAUUGCUUACAGGCACUGGUGAAACUAUCAGCUACAAAACUCUAAUUAUUGCGACAGGUGCUCGGGCUUUGAAGCUACAAGAAUUUGGAAUACAAGGUUCAGAUGCUUCAAACAUAUGUUAUUUGCGCAACAUCGAUGAUGCGGAUAAGUUGGUGAGUGCGAUGAAAUCAUGUCCUGGCGGAAAUGCUGUUGUCAUUGGUGGUGGCUACAUUGGAAUGGAGUGUGCAGCGGCAUUGGUUACUAACAAGAUAAGGGUCACCAUGGUCUUCCCUGAGAAACACUGCAUGGGUCGUCUAUUUACACCAAAAAUUGCAGAAUUUUAUGAAAACUACUACACCUCAAAAGGGGUCACCUUUGUUAAAGGAACUGUCCUUACAUCCUUUGAAAAAGAUACAACGGGGAAGGUGACUGCAGUAAUCCUCAAAGAUGGUAGACACCUUCCUGCUGAUAUGGUAGUAGUUGGUAUUGGCAUCCGUGCAAACACUAGUCUUUUUGAAGGUCAGCUGAUGAUGGAGAAUGGUGGGAUAAAGGUAAAUGGACAGUUGCAGACAAGUGACAGCUCUGUAUAUGCUGUUGGCGAUGUGGCUGCAUUCCCGAUCAAGCUUUUUGAUGGUGAUAUCCGACGGCUUGAGCAUGUGGAUUCAGCUCGUAGAACUGCUAGACAUGCUGUUGCCUCCAUCUUGGAGCCUUCAAAAAACAAGGACAUUGAUUACCUUCCAUUCUUCUACUCCAGAGUGUUCACAUUGUCCUGGCAAUUCUACGGGGAUAAUGUUGGGGAAGUGGUCCACUUUGGAGACUUCACAAGCAGCAGCCCGAGGUUUGGUGCAUAUUGGGUCAACAAAGGCAGAAUUGCGGGUGCAUUUCUUGAAGGCGGAAGUCGGGAGGAGUACGAGGCCAUAUCGAUUGCUGUUCGGCGGAAAGCUAUGGUCACAAACAUGGGUGAACUUGAGAAACAAGAUCUUAUUCUCCCACCACUUUGGCAGGUUGCUCCUUAUGAACGUCCUGCGCUAAGCAAAGGCUAUUUGUUCCCAGAAGGUGCUGCUCGCCUCCCAGCAUUUCAUACUUGCGUUGGUGCCAACGAUCAGUUACUUACAGCAGAUUGGUACAAAGAACAUGGUAUUGAGCUUAUUCUUGGAACGAAGGUAACUUCUGUUGAUGUGCGCGGGAAAACAUUGGAUACUUCCACUGGGGAAACUAUCAGCUAUGCAACUCUUAUUGUUGCAACGGGUGCUCAGGCCUUGAAACUGGAAGAAAUUGGAGGGAACGGCUCAGAUGCUGAGAACGUCUGUUAUCUGCGCAAUAUUGAGGAUGCAGAUAAACUAGUCCGUGUAAUGAGAUCAUGUCCUGGUGGCGAUGCCGUUGUCAUUGGUGGUGGAUACAUAGGAAUGGAAUGUGCAGCCGCUUUGGUUGCCAACAACAUAAAAGUUACUAUCGUCUUCCCUGGAAAACACUGCAUGGAAAAUCUGUUUACACCAAAAAUCGCUGAAUUUUACGAGAACUACUAUGCUUCAAAAGGAGUCACUUUUAUCAAAGGAACUGUAGUUUCAUCUUUGGAGAUCUCAUCUGGGAAGGUGACAACAGCAAUCCUGCGAGACGGCAGGCGCCUACCAGCUGACAUGGUCGUGGUCGGCAUCGGCGCGCGCGCAAACACAGAGCUCUUCCAAGGCAAGCUUGCCAUGGAGAAGCGCGGCAUCAAGGUGAACGAGCAGAUGCGGACGAGCGACGCCUCCGUGUACGCCGUGGGCGACGUGGCCGCGUUCCCCGUCAAGCUCCUGGGCGGCGAAGUCCGCCGGCUGGAGCACGUGGACUGCGCGCGCAGGACCGCGAGGCACGCCGUCGCGGCGGCUCUGGACCCCUCGGGCGCCACCGGGGACAUCGACUACCUGCCCUUCUUCUACUCCAGGGUCUUCGCGCUGUCCUGGAGGUUCUACGGCGACAACGCCGGGGAGGCCGUACACUUCGGGGACUUGGGCUUCUCCGCUUCGUCUCCGUCCACGCCCAAGUUCGGCGCGAUCUGGGUCAGCGCCGGCCGCAUCGCCGGCGCGUUCCUGGAAGGUGGGAGUCCUGAGGAGUACGAGGCGAUCGCGCACGCCGUGCGGCGCGGGACGGCCGUCCCGGACGUGGCCGUGCUCGCGCGGCAGGGCCUCGCGUUCAUUGUUCGCGAGGGCCGGAGCGGAGCUGCGCGGUCGCGUUCGGGUGGGCUUUGUGGCUGCGGGAACACGCCUAGCUACGCGUGGCACGCCACCGUCGGCGUGGCCGCAGCCGUGUCCAUCGCGGCGUUCGCGUACUGGUAUGGCUGGAAGGCGCCCUACCUGGCGAAGCGCGACUCGUGAACAAGGCAGCAGCCUGGUUCGUGGACCAAGAAGACAACAACUGUACAUCAAUCAAUCGAUUAGAUCUAUUAUCAUCACAUUUAGAUGUAUAAAAGUUACUUAUAAGAUUAACUGCAACAAUAAAAAAAACGUACGCCGAGCAUCUCCAAGAUU